UUUUCUUUCAAAAAAAUUAGUCAAUAGUCAAAAUCGGUGUAAAUUUGAUCGUCCUAUAUUAGGUGAAUAUUAUUCAUAUGAAAAUGGUCUUGAAACUCAUACAUCAUUUAAAGAAAAUGGUAAUAUUGAUCGACUUUUUUAUCGUCGUCAAUCAGGUCUCGGUGCUAAUGCAAAUAUAAUAACAAUUCUCAAUAAUCAGUUACUUGGAGAAUGUUAUACAAUUAAUUGGAGAUCAAAACCUUUUCAACAUAUUUCAAAACAACAUUAUGAACUUAUUUAUCGUGAUAAACAAAAAUCUUGUUAUCAAUGUUAUCAAAUUUAUAAUCGAACACGAAAUAUUCUUCAAAUACGAAAAAGUGAAUGUGAUGAAGUAACAUCAUUUUAUACAAAUGAAAUGAAUCUUCAAGAUCUUUGUUUAACAAUUAAUGAAGAAUCUGAAUUUGAUACAUUAUUUUUAAAAACUUAUUCUGCUGAAGAAUGUCGUGCAACUAUUUAUGGAACAUUCCAUUUUACAUAUGAAUUUCGUGAAGGUGGUAUUGGAAUAUGUGAUAAUCCAAUUUCACGUUUAGUUUCAUGUCCUGAUCCUGGAACACCAUUUGAAGUUGUUAAUGAACGUUUUUGGAUGACAUAUGGUUAUUGUCGUGAUCUUGUUUCAUCAAUUGAUGCUCAACCACUUUAUCAAUGUUUAGGUUAUUGGAUAAAUGAAAAAGGUGAUAUAUUUACUGCUAUUGCUAAUGAACGUGUCGGUUCAGAACGUUGGUAUGAUAAAUUUCGUUGUAUGUUAACACGAAAAGAUCAACCACAAUGGUUUGCUAAAUCUUUAUUUGCUGAAUGUUCACGAUUAUAUUCACCAACAGAUGGUCCGGAAAAAGUUAUUAUUACACCAAUUAUACCUGAAGUACCAACACCAACAUGUGUUUUUCCAGAUAACUUCACCGGUGAAUGGAUUAAUACAGCAAAUGUCAAUGCAAAAACAAUCAUUAAUGCAACACAUAUCUAUGAAAUAGCUAAAGUUAAUAAUCGUGGUUGGUUAAGAGAAACAUAUUAUGUUUGUCAACAAAUAAGUCGACAACAAUAUUUAGUUAAAACAGUUACAACAGGAGAAUGUUUUUCAUAUUAUAUUUGUUUUGAUUUUAAAGAUCGUCAUCAUAAUAUAUUACGAUAUAGAAAAUCAAAAUCAUUUAUGUCAAAUGUUUAUGAUGAUUUA
Adineta steineri is the source of this 1207-nucleotide messenger RNA. NCBI's taxonomy places the organism in Eukaryota, Metazoa, Rotifera, Eurotatoria, Adinetida, Adinetidae. The record is from the annotation of a GenBank genome assembly.